CAUGGCUCCCGAUUUUCCGUCCGAUUCCCAGUUCCCCAUGCAUGCACGCCUUCUUCUUCGUCUUCUACUUGAUCGAAUUGAAGGCGACGUCGCUGCCCCUGCCCCUGCUCACCCUCACCUCCUCACACGGUGCAUGCUCUGCGUUUGUGCGACGAUCCGUAGGCCGCGGCGGCACAGCGCUGCAGGAGCUCGUGUCUGCCGGUUCGACGCCGCGGCGAGCGCCAAGGAGACGGCCGGCGGUUCCCUUGUAAACGUCAGGCACACCAGCGUCGGCGGCGACGGGGUGUUGCAGGCGGAGGAGGCGGCGGCGGUGCCAGUACGGUCAGUGCCGGUGCGCGUGGCGUACGAGCUGCAGCAGGCUGGCCACCGCUACCUCGACGUCAGGACUGAAUCUGAGUUCAGUGCCGGCCAUCCGGAGAGAGCUGUGAACAUCCCCUACCUGUUCAGAGCAGUCACAGGAACGACGAAGAACACGUGCUUCCUCGAGCAAGUGGCGAGUAUCUUUGGGAAGGACGAUGGGAUCAUCAUUGGCUGUCAGAGUGGCAGGAGAUCUCUCAUGGCAGCAACUGAGCUCAGCUCCGCUGGUUUCACGACUGUGACCGACGUUGCUGGUGGAUUCUCUUCAUGGAGGGAGAAUGGACUGCCUAUUACCCAGUAAUAUUUGGCCCCACAAAUCUAUCUACUCUAGCUCCGGCUCGGCUCAUGCAUGAAUCAUAGAUUGUAGCGUUCUUGGCUUUUCAAUUAAUGUAAUACUCACUUUGCUUAUAAAUAUAUGACGCUUGGACAAUUUCAAAAACCAUUAUGGGGUGGGGAAUUUCAGCAAUUUUUCCAGUCA
Sorghum bicolor (sorghum) is the source of this 835-nucleotide messenger RNA. Its product is annotated as thiosulfate sulfurtransferase 16, chloroplastic. Bases 2 to 658 code for a protein of 218 amino acids. NCBI's taxonomy places the organism in Eukaryota, Viridiplantae, Streptophyta, Magnoliopsida, Poales, Poaceae. The record is from RefSeq and is a predicted model, not a curated record. The transcript is spliced from 6 exons.